This is a messenger RNA of Pyricularia grisea, 4509 nucleotides long. RefSeq lists its product as uncharacterized. Bases 1091 to 3499 code for a protein of 802 amino acids. The transcript is spliced from 11 exons. The record is from RefSeq and is a predicted model, not a curated record. Lineage: Eukaryota; Fungi; Ascomycota; Sordariomycetes; Magnaporthales; Pyriculariaceae.
AAAAAAAAAAAAAAAAAAAAAAAGUUGCCUGCCACGCCAUCAAAACCCCACGUACCUAACACUUGUACAUUAUAAUUAUUUCUCUUGGUGCACCCACUUCACCGAGCCUCACCGCGCUUCUUUCUCUUAUGCCAGACUGUACCAGCUUUUCAGUCACUUGAGGCAGACCAUAUACGCCUGUCUAGAACCUAGACGCUCUUCUGGGCGACGCUACAAGUCCAAUUGCAGACCACGAUCACCCCUGCAAUUUCGCGAUUUUAGCACGAACGCCUCUCGAGGACCUGCCUACCUUACCUAACCUUCCCGCCCUCCUUAUCAUCGACGGAAAACACCAAAACCGGAGGAAAUAAGACCUGGUCGACAAAGCCGCGUCAAGAUCUUGGGACGCACGUCAAUACUUUCACCUGGCUCUGGUUGGACUUGCCACACAACGACUUGCAGAGGUGUCAAUCUGAAAAGGCAUAAUCAGAUCGCACAACCCGGCACAGAUCCAAUCGGCUCUAUUCUUCGACCCGAGCGCUCCCAUAAAUUCUGCUUCGGCCUCGGUCUCACUUCCCAGCUGAGCUCUGGCCGAGAUAUACACACAGCACGGGUGUUUGCCUUCCCGAUCGUAUUCUAGAUCAAAUCAACAGAGGCGUGCCACCUCGGGACACACAACACUCCACCGUUCGCCGACUAGGUAUUUGGCCCCUAAACACCGGGCUAAUAACCAAAGCCAAAACGUUCAGGUACCUGCGGCUGGUCACCUAUAGUGGAUUUUGCGACCGCUUAGCCUUAGCAGCGGGUGUCGCGCGAUCUUCCCCAUCCCAUUGCUAAACUAGGAGCGGAAACCGUUAUCUAGCCAGUAUUCUAAAGCCGGUUCUGCAAAGACCCUGAAGGCUUCAACGUCGAGCCAACCGCGUCUACCACAGCGUCUAGCCAAGUGCAGGGCACGAGAUCCAAUUCGCAGUGCCACCCGAGAAACAACAUCUCGAAUUUGGCGUUUGGAGACACUCCCCAUCCCAUUUUCUAGGCUAAUAAGUUGGGGCCAAAAACAUUCGAAGUAUCUCGCCGUCUUGACCUAGAAAAUUCACCAACGUGAACAGCGUCCAUGGGAUUGGCAAUGGCUCCUUACCGUCAGGCCCCAGGCCAACUGAAGGAAGAGCCAAACGACUCUCAUCAUCCCCACCACCCGCAGCAACAGGGUCAAGCACCCUCACAUAUACAGCCACAUCCUCGACCCUCGAGCAUUGUGCAGCAGCAUCAUCCCCACGCUCCUCCCCAGCAGCCGCAGCAUUCUUCGGCAUACUCCUCGUAUCAGCACAACCAGCAGCAAAAUCAGACUAGCGGCGGGCAGCACACCCAGGACCUAGGUUAUUACGCUCACCAGAGCCCAUACAGCACCCCAGGUGCGACUAGCGGGUAUACAUCCGCAGACACAUCAGAAAUGAUGGCCGCCGCGAUGCCCAGACCACCUUACCCACCCAUGUCUUACCACACGCCACAGUCCAACUCUCCAGCUUCUGUCGCGUCACCAUCUGGCCAUGAUCAACAAAGGAGCAUGUACGGACAACCCACAUCUCAGCUUCACCAACAGUCCAUGUACUAUGGACAGCAAACAGCUCAAUACCCGCCGAUGCCGGCCCAGGCCGCGCAGUCACCAUACGGCCAGCACCCGCAACAGUCGCACCAGACUAUGACCUCACAGCCGAGCAUGAUGAUGUCGCACAAUAACGCUGCCCAGCACCAGAUGAGCCAGCAUGGUCACUCAACGCAGCAUGCCCAGAGCGCCAUGACUGGAAGCCCGAGGCACCCCAAGAUCGAGACACACAGCAUGCCGCCACAGCUUUCACGGCCUGGACAGCAGCAGCCAAUGACGCAACAACCACAGCAGAUGAACCAGCAGUCUUCAAUGCCCCAACAGCCUCCGAUGAAUCAGCCUCUGGGGCAGUCACAGCCCGCGCAAAACGGAGCGCCCAUGCAGAAUGCAUCCAAUGUCGGCAGCGGCGCGGCGGGUGUGAACCCCAACGCAGCCCCCGGCCCAAUUCCAGCGACUACACCUUUGGUAGUUAGGCAAGACCAAAAUGGAGUUCAAUGGAUUGCAUUUGAGUACUCUCGUGACCGCGUCAAGAUGGAAUACACUAUCCGCUGCGAUGUGGAGUCUGUCAACACGGAUGAGCUUUCAGCUGAGUUCAAGCAAGAAAACUGCGUAUAUCCUAGGGCUUGCGUGGCCAAGGAGGCAUAUCGUGGCAACAGGUUGCAGUACGAGACUGAAUGCAACACGGUCGGCUGGGCGCUUGCACAGCUGAACACACCGCUGCGAGGAAAACGUGGUCUGAUCCAGCGCGCUGUGGACAGCUGGCGUAACAGCAACAGGGAUCCGCGCCUACGAAGCAGGCGCGUUCGUCGCAUGGCCAAAAUGACGACACGAAAGACGAACCCUAUGCCUGCUGGCCAUAUGGCUGGUGGCCCCGCGGGGCCCGGCGGUCCGGCAGGGAUGCCCGGCGGCCCCGGAUCUAUGGGGCCCGGUGGCGGCAUGGGUAAACCCAUCAUGAACAGCAUGGGUCAGAUGCAACAACACCAUCACCACGCUGAUGGUCACGGCCAGGAGGGCGGAGAAGUCGGGGAUGGAGACUCCUUCUCUGAUGACCAACAUCAUCAUCAUCAUCAUCAUCAGGCCCCGCCGCAGACUGGUGGUAGUCAGGACGAUGUCCGCCCCUCUCACCAGUUCAGCGGAUACGGGGGCUACCAGAGUGGUGCCCCCUCGGGGUCGUCGUCGAUGCCUUCCAUCCAUGACACCAUUCAUCAUGGCAGUGGUCAUCAAUCCUCGGGCAGCGGCGCCAUCGCUGCUCGUCGCCAUAGCAGAGCCGAUGCGGAAGAACCUGAUGACCUUUUCCCCGACAUCCCUGAGGCAAAGAAGCGUAAGUUCAUUCUGGUCGAGGACAGCGACCGACAAUCACGUCUGCGGGUGCGUGUCACGCUCGAUGGCGUCGAUACACGUGAGAUCCCGGACAGCUUCCGCAAGAACAGCUCGGUAUAUCCGCGCUCUUACUUCCCGCGCGAGAUGCAGAGUCCCCCGCCCAGUGCUACAGGGUCCAAGUUUUUUCAGGACGACCUGAGUGACGACCCUGGAGCCGAGGAUGACGGCACCACCGACACAGAGGGCCGUAGGGCUGCAAGGGGGGCAAGGGCCAAGGCUAUGGUCCGUGUUCCCAUGGUGGACGGAUCCGAGGGAGAGGUCGCCAUCCCCCGCAUGCGCAGGGGUUUCCGUGGCAAGGAAGUUCGCCUAAACGAUCUAGGAUACCGUAUGGCUUGGCUCCAGAGCCGUGUGUUUGCUGGCAGAACAAUCUUCCUGCAGCGAGCUUUGGACUGCUACCGCAACAAGACGCGGUCUGCCAUCGAGUCGCUCAUGCAAGACGUCAAGACGGUCAGCCCACACUUUGAGACUCGUGUUGGCAAGCGCAAGUGGAACGAGCGGAUGCGCCGCAGUGAGAAGAAAGAUGACACCGAAUCUUCUUGAGCAAGGUGACAAGCAGUGAAAUAACCUGCGUCACUGCACCCAUCGUUUCGACUUUUCCCAAGCCCACUUGCACUUCUAGCCUAAUUUGGUUUUGACUGCAUGUCGUCGUCUGCCAACUUUGCUGUUGCAUCCUUUGCGGUUUCGACAUCAUUCAUUAUUUGGCUGGUAUUGUGCAUUUUCACCCUUCUGUUAUCUUGUACCUGGUUUCCGUAAUCAUUGUCCUUUUUUGUUUCCAUUAUUUCUCGGGUUUUAUUUGCGCUUCUUUACUGGUUCUUUUCUAAGCCUCUUAUUCUUUUGGCACUGGCGACUGGCGACUGGCGAUCGACUGGGCUGGGGUAUCGGAUAUGCGCGUCAAUAACCAAAAUUGACAAAAUCGGAAAAUAACAUUGCGCGGUAUAGUAUUUGGGUUUUUAUUUAUUUUAGAGACGGGAGUAGAGGUGUUGGUCAGCCAUGGGGUUACUCAUACCUUUUCACUGUCGUUAUUGGCGUGGGUUUUACCUGUUCUCUUCUUACCUUCGUGGACCUAUGUCUUCUUUACACUUGUUUCUAGUUUUCUUUUUCUUUUUUUCUUUUCUUUUAUCUAGGCAAGGCGUGCGACGUGACUGGGGCGGUUUUGGUUUCUUUUCGGAUUCAUUUUGUCUUUCUUCUUUUCUAUUUAUUUCUUUCCUUUGGGUUUUCACUCCGGGACGUGGAUAUGACCUCAAACCUCUUAGACUUUGUGCGUGGUGCUUUCAAAACGAAACCCCAACCCCCUCACGGGGGAAUCCACGCGCGUUUAUUGUUGCUUCUUCAUUUCUAUUUACUCUUUUUUCUUACUUGGUUCUUUUGGUCAUGUUUAUCAAGGUUAGAAGGGUUGGGUUUGAUCUAUCUGUUGUGGUGGCAUAAACUGCAUUACGGGAGGUACUGCGAAUAGUUGACUUGAAAGAUCAUAUUGUAGUUGAUUCACUACCAAGAUACGUGCGAUAACUAAUGUGCUCGCCGUCUUGUUUGAUGCGCCUGUGCUGCAUGGU